Molecule: messenger RNA, 2124 nt
Organism: Formica exsecta
Lineage: Eukaryota; Metazoa; Arthropoda; Insecta; Hymenoptera; Formicidae
Product: phospholipase A1 member A
Exons: 3
Coding region: 911-2119 (402 amino acids)
Biological process (GO): lipid metabolic process
Molecular function (GO): lipase activity
Source: RefSeq, a predicted model, not a curated record
ACAGAUACAUCUCGUACCUAUAAAUAGCUGACACUUACAUUGACAUAUUAAAAUGUAUUCAUAUGUUACGUCAUACUUCAUUCAUCGAAAACUACUGCAGUGAUUAUUAUUCCACUUUCUCUGUAUGACGAAAUGUCUAAUUGCCUGUAUAUACAUAUAGUUUCUACACACAUAGAUCGGUCUUGCAAAAUAUAAUAUUUCAGGGUCAAGUUUUCGGUCAAUUAUACUAUACUAGAAAGAGACAUCAGAUUCUUUAAUCCACUUUCUACGUAUGCAAAAGAGUUCUACGUGACUGUUUUCUUUUCUUGAAUGAAAACGCACAGGAUAUCCCAAAGUUUCUAUCGUAUGUGAUACACGUAUUGUUAAAUAUCCAUGCGUCUAAAAAACGAUUUAACUCUCUCUGCAUUCGAAUUCAACUUCACAAUUUUUCUAGCAAGCAAAGCGUAGGCAAAACGCCCUUCACGCGUCUGACAAAAACAAAUAAUUAUAAACAUUACUUAUAGACGUGCCAAAUAUCCGUCUAAAUAUGAAUAUUCAUAUUUUCCUUAUAACAAUUUUCUAAAGAUUAUUUUAUAUGGAAAUUGAUGGAACAGAAACUGAACACAUUCAAAACAAGGUCAAAAGUUCGAGAACCUCUUACAUGCGGAUUCUUACGCGAGAAGAUUCGAUUUCCAUUUGGCAACGAACGGAAUUGUCAACGCUCACAGAAGGAUAAUCCGAUACCACUGACCAAAAUACUUCUAGUCAUCCGGUGACCGGUACCGACAGGUGGGGAAGAUUCAAGGAAGGGAGACCUUUAAAGCGAAAGAGAGAGAGAGAGAGAGAGACAAAGAUCGGAGGAACAAAACGGUAAUCCCGGGUGGCAAAGUCACCGCGGAUCGACCGCAAGCGUCGAUCACCAGUUACCGAAAUGUACGCGUCGCAGAGAGACAUCCCCGAGAUGCGUGUCUUCGCGCUCGUGACGGUCUUCGCCGCGUUCCUGAUACCACGGGGCUGCGCCCAUAUAAUCGCCUGGAGGGAGAUGCGACGGGAAGGGCCGAUUCGCGACGCCAUCGAGAGCGGCGCCGCCGCCGAGUACAACAAGGACGAUUGCGUCUGGAGACGAGGAAACGACCGGGACGUUUGUCCCGAUCCGGACGUACACGUGUAUCUUUACACGCCGGGCCAACCACGACGGAUCCUAGAUCCCUCGGAGCAGUCCGACUGGCUGCGUCAGGAUUACGAGCCCGUCAGGGAUAAUGUGAUCCUGAUUCACGGAUACGCAGGUGGCGACAAUACGUUGCCGAUCGCGAUUUUGCGCGACGCUUACUUAAGGAACGGUAGCUACAACGUGUUCCUGGUCGAUUGGGGUGCGUUAUGCGCACGACCGUGUUAUCCGGCCGCAGUGGCGAAUAUACGACCGGUAGCGAAGUGUCUUGCCGGCACUCUCACGACCUUGAGAAACCUUGGCUUGCAGAUCGCGAAGACUACCUGCAUCGGGCAUUCCUUAGGCGCUCAUAUCUGCGGCACCAUGGCUAAUUACCUGCUCUUCAGGAUGUACAGGAUAAUCGGCUUGGAUCCCGCCCGUCCGCUUGUCCGGCCAGGUUUGAUAAAUCGUUUGGAUGCCGGUGAUGCCGAUUUCGUCGAGGUGGUACACACCAACGCCGGAUAUUACGGCGAGGUCGGCCGCGUUGGUCACGUGGACUUUUGCGUCAACGGCGGCAAGGUGCAACCCUUCUGCCAGGACAGGGAGAUGUUUCAUCUGUGCAGUCACGUGUGGUCCGUUUGCUUCAUGGCGCAGAGCAUAGACGACGAUGGCGCGAGCAUGAUGGCUGAAUCCUGCUCCAGGAGGUGCCCCUCGGGUCCGAGGAUCGCCGCCAAGGCGGGCGAGUACGUGACGAUGGGUCAACACACCCCAGUCAACACCAGAGGAUCCUUCUGCUUCAGCGAAAUCAAUCCGCCAUAUUGUCCGAAAUAUUGGAAGGGUCGCGGCGACGAGAGAUGUUGCGUACCGGAAUUGACGAAUAACGAAGAAGUAGAAGAGAAUAACGUGAAGUAUGAUAACACGACGAAGCGUUCUUUUAUGAAACAAUUGAACUUUGAGCUUGACUUAAGAAUACAGCCAAAGCGUGUAAAUUAAAAAAC